GCUAAGUCACUGGGGUCUCGGUCAACCUAGCGGCACAACCUCCGGACCCGCCUCCAAAUGAGUGGCCGUUCUUCUUGAUUCAUUAGCACGUUGGUCAGUCUAGAGAAUCUUUACUAUUAUUGGAUAAAAGGUGUGUCGAUCAUUUACAUAGGCGGGCAGAAAGAAAGCGUAACUAGAAGUUGAAGCUCGUUGACUGUGCUGAUUGGAGAAACGUUUGUUUUCUUCAAGUCUGGUUGGUGUUAGAAACGUUUCCCCACCCAGAAAUAUGGCCACGUGACGAAUCAACUUUCACCCAGGAUAUUUAUCGCCUGACUUCCCCUUAGCAACCAAGUGGCGGUGCUUGGUUCCCCAGCAACCAAACGAAGCGUCUACUGCAAGGAGAGAGAGUCCUUAGGAAAGGGAAACCAGUGAAGAGGCUACCUGGUUGAUUUGUUUGUAAAGCUUUCUACUGCUUCUCCACAUCCUACCUCUGGCCUUCACCAAGGACACUAUCAUCAGGAACCGUAUGUGAAGGAGGAACCCAAUUUCUCAGCGAAGAUGAGCCGGCCAUAUGACUCGAUGGAGCCAAAAGUAAUGGACGAUGACAUGCUCAAAGCAGCUGUCGGGGAGCAAGGGCCCCAGGAAGAAGCUGGGCAGCUAGCCAAGCAGGAGGGCAUCCUCUUCAAAGAUGUCCUGUCCCUGCAGCUGGACUUCCAGAACAUCCUCCGCAUCGAUAACCUCUGGCAGUUUGAGAACCUGAAGAAGCUGCAACUGAACAACAACAUCAUCGAGCGCAUCGAAGGCCUGACGAACCUCAUACACCUCGUCUGGCUGGAUUUGUCCUUUAACAACAUCGAGGCCAUCGAAGGCCUGGAUACCCUGGUCAACCUGGAGGACCUGAGCUUGUCCAAUAACCGGAUCUCCAAGAUGGACUCUCUAGAUGCCCUGGUGAAGCUGCAGGUGCUGUCACUGGGCAACAACCAGAUUAGCAACAUGAUGAAUAUCAUCUACCUGCGCCGGUUCCCGUGCCUGCGAACACUCAGUCUCGCUGGGAAUCCCGUUUCUGAGGCAGAGGAGUACAAGAUGUUCAUCUAUGCCUAUCUUCCUGACCUCGUGUACCUGGACUUCCGGCGCGUUGAUGAGCAGAUGAGAGAGACGGCGAAGAUGAAACAUCAGUACAGCAUUGAUGAGCUGAAGCACCGAGAGGCACAGUUGCAGAUCAAGCUGGAGGAGGAGCAGGCCAAGCAGGAGAAGCUGGAGGAACACAAGAUGGCUUUUGUUGAGCACCUGAACGGCCCCUUCCUGUUUGACAGCAUGUAUUCCGAGGAUGUGGAGGGCAACAAGCUGUCCUACCUGCCUGGUGUUAGAGAGCUCCUUGAAGCUUACAAGGACAAGUUUGUCAUCAUCUGCCUGAACAUUUUCGAGUAUGGCCUGACUCAGCAAGAAAAACGGAAGGUAGAGUUAGACACUUUCAAUGAGUGCAUACAGGAGGCCAUCCAGGAAAACCAGGACCAGGGCAAGCUCAAGGUUGCCAAGUUUGAGGAAAAGCACUUGCUGAACUUAAAUGCCAUCCGGGAAGAGACUGAUCUGCCCAACAUCGAGAAGAAGCUGACGGAGUGCACUGAGAGCAUCAGUGAGCUGUUCAACACACUCAUGAUCCUGGAGAUGCAGCUGGUGGAACAGCUGGAGGAGACCAUAAACAUAUUUGAAAGAAAUAUCACUGACUUGGUGGGACUAUUUAUUGAAAAUGUCCAAAGUCUGAUUGCUCAGUGCCGGGACCUGGAGAACCAUCAUCAUGAGAAGCUCCUGGAGAUCGCCAUCAACACCCUGGAGAAGAUCCUCAAGGGCGAGAUGGACGAGGACUUACCCGAUGACGUGCGGGCGCUUUUUGUUGACAAAGACACAAUUGUUAAUGCUGUUGGGGCAUCACAUGACAUCCACCUCCUGAAGAUUGACAACCGAGAAGAUGAGCUGGUGACUGGAAUCAACUCUUGGUGUGCACAUCUAGUAGACAAGAUUCACAAAGAUGAGAUCAUGAGGAACCGUAAGCGAGUGAAGGAGAUCAAUCAAUUCGUCGACCACAUGCAGAGUGAACUGGACAACCUGGAAUGUGGAGACAUUAUAGACUAGGUGUCAGCCAUUGCCCCUGAGAGUUAUGGGAUUUCUUUCGUUCACCCCUCUCAACACUGUUGGUAAUAAUUCUCAAUAUAGAGAAAAUUAUAUAGAGAAAAGGUCUGGUGUCAGUAUUCUCUUAGAGGGAGAUCACGUAUGAGCAGAUCUUAAACCAUACACACACACACACACACACACACACACACACACACGUCUGGGUGGCUGGCAGUCGGCUAGAGGCGUGGUUAUGGCAGAACACUAGCCUCGUGCUCAUGCUCUUCUGCUGGCUGUGGCCGUCAUGAGCUGCAGGCAUUAUCUUUCCCAACUCUGGAUGCUGAGGACCAGGGAAGCAAGAAGCUGAAGCUCCCAUGCACCCAUGUGGAAGAUGAGUGGAAACACGCAUGUGCAUGCCUUCCCAUCACGGUAACAGACUCCACUCGCAAUCACCUUAUGGAGUUUAUCCUUGAUCUUAGUUGCAUAGGGUCCAGUCCAUGAUCAAUUGGUACCAUCAUGGCAGGCGCACACAGAGCAAAAUGACCCACUUCAUAGCCAAGAAAUGAGAUGAAGAGGAAGGAUUGGGGUGUGUGUGUCUCAGAAUCUCCUUUGAUAGCACAUCCACAAUGACCCAAAGAUCUUCCAUGAGGCUCUGCCACCUAAUAGCAAGACCCAGGGGCAUUGGCCUUUGACACACAGGCUUUUAGGGAUACAGGGUGACUUCUCCUGGGGAGUUUAUUUCUACUUUCCUCGGGUAGGACAACAGACCAGAGAAAUACUUCCAUCCAAGUCUAGCAUGAUGGCCAAUGGGCUUAAUUAGGACUACUUGCAGAACGUGAGCAAUCUGCAGGCAGAAUCUUGCCUUCCCUCUAGCAAUUGGUAACUGCUUAUGUACACCCUGGGGAGGGCAGCAGCCUUAAUGGCUCUUUUCUCUUCCCAUGAGGGAAUUGUUGUUGGGCCAGACGUGUGAGAAAGGAGCUUCAGUUGGGGAAAUGCCUCCAUGAGAUC
Molecule: messenger RNA, 3093 nt
Organism: Mus caroli (Ryukyu mouse)
Lineage: Eukaryota; Metazoa; Chordata; Mammalia; Rodentia; Muridae
Gene: Drc3
Product: dynein regulatory complex subunit 3
Cellular component (GO): cilium
Molecular function (GO): protein binding
Source: RefSeq, a predicted model, not a curated record